UGGGUCGACAGCCUUGACGCCUGCGCCGUGGCCCUCGGGGCCCCGCGCGCGGCGGGCGAGUGCUCGCGGCGCCUGCGCAGUAGGCGGCGGCGACAGGGGGAGGUGGAGGCCGUGGAGCGGUAGCGGCAGCAGCAGGUCCCGGGACUGAGGCAGCAGCCGGGGCGGCGGCGGGCGGAAGCUGAGGUGACGAAGGCAGCGGCGGCGGCAGCCGUUUCCCUCACGGUGGCGGAGACCAAGGCGGCGGCGGCGGCGGCGGCGGCGGCGGACGGGGAGCGGCCCGGCCCCGGCCCCCUGCUCGUUGGCUGUGGCAGGGCCGCCGUGGGGCCGGCCCGGCUCCCGCCCCCCGCGGCUCCCCCUCCGGCUCCUCCUCCGGGGAGACGCCGGGGGCCUGGCCCGGCCCGCACUCAGACCACGGCCGCGGCCGUCUCCGGGGGAGUCGGAGGCGGUGGCGGCGCCAUGGGCGGCCUGGCCUCUGGGGGGGAUGUGGAGCCGGGACUGCCCGUCGAGGUGCGCGGCUCCAACGGGGCCUUCUACAAGCUACCCUACCUGUUGAACUGUUUCUCCAGCCCUUCUGUUCAUCAUUUUGAACUCCUUCAAUGUUCUGAUUAUUCUCUUCAUGCCCAGGGCUUUGUGAAGGAUGUCCAUGAAGACUCUGUCACCAUCUUCUUUGAAAACAACUGGCAGAGUGAGAGACAAAUUCCUUUUGGUGAUGUACGGCUACCACCUCCAGCUGACUAUAAUAAGGAAAUCACGGAAGGAGAUGAAGUGGAGGUUUAUUCUCGAGCAAAUGAGCAAGAACCUUGUGGCUGGUGGCUGGCCCGGGUGCGAAUGAUGAAGGGAGAUUUCUAUGUGAUUGAAUAUGCUGCUUGUGAUGCCACUUACAAUGAGAUCGUUACUCUGGAACGCCUUCGGCCAGUUAAUCCCAAUCCCCUUGCAACAAAAGGCAGCUUCUUCAAGGUUACCAUGGCUGUGCCUGAGGAUCUGAGAGAAGCUUGCUCAAACGAAAAUGUCCAUAAGGAGUUCAAGAAAGCACUAGGAGCGAACUGCAUCUUUCUCAACAUCACAAAUAGUGAGCUCUUCAUUCUGUCAACCACAGAAGCCCCUGUGAAACGGGCCUCCCUGCUAGGUGAUAUGCAUUUCCGAAGCCUGCGUACCAAGUUGCUGCUUAUGUCGCGCAAUGAAGAGGCGACCAAGCACCUAGAGACUAGUAAGCAGUUGGCAGCAGCAUUUCAAGAAGAAUUCACAGUUCGAGAGGACUUGAUGGGAUUGGCAAUUGGCACUCAUGGUGCCAACAUCCAGCAGGCCCGAAAAGUUCCUGGGGUGACAGCCAUCGAGUUGGGUGAAGAGACCUGCACUUUUCGAAUUUACGGGGAGACUCCUGAAGCAUGUCGACAGGCCCGAAGCUACCUUGAGUUUUCUGAGGAUUCUGUUCAAGUGCCCAGGAACCUGGUUGGCAAAGUGAUUGGAAAGAAUGGGAAAGUGAUCCAGGAGAUUGUGGAUAAAUCUGGUGUGGUGAGGGUUCGAGUGGAAGGUGAUAAUGACAAGAAGAACCCCAGAGAGGAGGGUAUGGUCCCCUUCAUAUUUGUUGGUACUCGAGAGAAUAUCAGCAAUGCUCAGGCUCUGUUGGAGUAUCAUCUCUCCUACCUGCAGGAAGUAGAGCAGCUUCGUUUAGAGCGACUGCAAAUUGAUGAACAGCUUCGACAGAUUGGGCUAGGCUUUCGCCCUCCUGGGAGUGGGCGGGGCAUCAGUGGCAGUGACAAGGCUGGAUAUGCCACAGAUGAAAGCUCUUCGUCCUCCCUCCACACCACACGAACCUAUGGAGGCAGCUAUGGGGGCCGGGGCCGGGGCCGGAGGACAGGAGGUCCUGCCUGUGGCGCCAGCUCAGACCCAUCUACAGCUUCUGAAACUGAGUCAGAAAAGAAGGAGGAGCUCAACAGAGCUGGGCCAGGUGACCGGGAUCCCCCAACCCGAGGAGAAGAAAACAGAAAGCGGCCAAUUGGGGGCCGAGGUAGAGGGCCACCACCUGCCCCCCGACCCACCUCGAGAUAUAACUCUUCAUCUAUUAGCUCAGUGCUAAAGGAUCCAGACAGUAACCCCUACAGCCUGCUGGACACAUCUGAACCAGAGCCUCCAGUUGAUUCAGAGCCUGGGGAACCUCCACCAUCAAGUGCUAGACGCCGCCGCUCUCGCCGUCGCCGCACUGAUGAAGAUAGGACUGUCAUGGAUGGAGGCCUAGAGUCUGAUGGGCCCAGCAUGACAGAGAAUGGCUUGGAAGAUGAAUCAAGGCCUCAGCGUCGUAAUCGGAGUCGCCGUCGCCGUAACCGUGGUAACCGGACUGAUGGUUCUAUCAGUGGAGACCGUCAGCCAGUGACUGUGGCUGACUAUAUCUCCAGAGCAGAGUCUCAGAGUCGCCAGCGGCCACCCCUGGAACGCACUAAACCCUCAGAGGACUCUCUUUCAGGACAGAAGGGCGACUCUGUCAACAAACUUCCUAAGGGACCCUCAGAGAAUGGGGAACUUUCUGCCCCCCUGGAGUUGGGUAGUUUGGUGAAUGGGGUUUCAUAAAACCUCCAGCCUGCAUCCCUCCCUUCUCCAUUUCGCUUGCUGCCCAACACCAUGGCCCUCACAGGCCCGACCGACCUGCGCUGGAGCUGCUCUUAUCUAGGGGGGAGGGGGGUGGCACAGCAGCUUGGGUCCCCGCCCAACCUCCAGGAGCUAAUGGAGGGGUGUGUAACAGGGUCAUACCCCCUCCCUUUUGUCCACUCUACCCCCAGGGUGAGGGGAGCCUCUCUCCUUCCCCAUCAGACUGGAUGUGCCUUUAUCCUCUAAUGCCCCAAUCUCUCUCUGAACACCCCCAUUCUCCACCUGUUGGUGGGGGGUGCUCCUUGACCCACCCAGAUUUGACAGUUCAGGGGGUCCCUGCUAUCCCUCCUCCCAUCCUGUAUCCCCCAAUUCUGGGGCCUCAUCACUGUGGAAGACGGGGGGAUAGUGAGGGUCUAAGUGGGUGGGAGGCAUGGGAAGGUUUUUGGAGUAGAACCAGGGGUGUGAAGGGCGGGGUGACAAGGUCCCUCAGGAGGGGGACCAACCUUGUCUGGUGGAUGAGAAGGCGUAUUUAUUUUUCACUGUACAGUAUUUAAAAAGAGAAUAAAAAAAUCCAAAUGGC
Molecule: messenger RNA, 3163 nt
Organism: Erinaceus europaeus (western European hedgehog)
Lineage: Eukaryota; Metazoa; Chordata; Mammalia; Eulipotyphla; Erinaceidae
Gene: FXR2
Product: FMR1 autosomal homolog 2
Exons: 18
Coding region: 457-2565 (702 amino acids)
Biological process (GO): regulation of filopodium assembly; positive regulation of protein phosphorylation; central nervous system development
Cellular component (GO): dendritic spine neck; neuronal cell body; nucleus
Molecular function (GO): protein homodimerization activity; translation regulator activity; mRNA 3'-UTR binding
Source: RefSeq, a predicted model, not a curated record